AUGGCCGACGAUUCCAAAUCUCCUUCUCCGGAAAAGCUCUCUCCCCUACCAGAGGGCGAGUCUCUUCUAUCCCAACCGAACUCUGAUGCCCAAGGCCAGCUCGCCGCAGCUGUGGACGAUCUACUCAAUGAACUUCAAAGCAAAUUCGACGCUGUCUCUACGGAGAUGUUUGGCAAACUGGAUGACAUGACCAAGCGCCUUGAUGAGCUAGAGGCGUCUCUAACUGCAGCUGCGGAGGCUGGAGCCACGAGUCCGACAAAAUAA
Molecule: messenger RNA, 264 nt
Organism: Penicillium robsamsonii
Lineage: Eukaryota; Fungi; Ascomycota; Eurotiomycetes; Eurotiales; Aspergillaceae
Product: heat shock factor-binding 1 family protein
Exons: 3
Coding region: 1-264 (87 amino acids)
Biological process (GO): cellular heat acclimation
Cellular component (GO): nucleus; cytosol
Molecular function (GO): transcription corepressor activity
Source: RefSeq, a predicted model, not a curated record